CUACAGAGUGUGUUUUCUACCCGAGUUGCUAAGCAUGGUGCACUUCCAAAGCUAGUGUUUUGGCAUUAAUGCUACCUGUUUUGUCUUUUAUCCUUCUAGGACGUAACAUUUAUGAAGGCCCUGGAAUACAGCGUUUGGUUUGCUUUAGCCUUUAGGUCCAUGACGUCACCUGUACAGCCUAUGAUCUGACAUCGGUCAGCAGAGAUGCUGCUUAAAGAUCUUCCCAGAGACGCCCUGCUGCGGCCGUUGUCCAGGAAUGAAGUGCUUGGCAUGUUGAUAAGGUUGACCAUAUUUGGUGCAGCGACCUACUACAGCAUCAAAUGGGUUGUAGAUGCUAUGGACCCUACCUCCAAACAGAAAAACCAAGCCAAGAAAAGGGCUGAACAGCUGAUGAAGAGGAUCGGUGUGGAAGGAGUCAAACUCACAGAAUAUGAGAUGAACAUUGCCUCUCACCUGGUUGAUCCUCUGACUAUGAAGGUGUCCUGGAGAGAUAUUGCAGGUCUGGAUGAGAUUAUAAAUGAGCUACAAGACACGGUCAUCCUGCCCUUUCAGAAGAGACACCUGUUAGCCAGAUCCAGACUCUUUCAGCCUCCUAAAGGUGUUUUAUUGUUUGGUCCUCCAGGAUGUGGGAAGACCAUGAUCGCCAAGGCAACAGCCAAAGCCUCGGGCUGCAAGUUUAUCAACCUUCAGGCGUCCACGCUGACAGACAUGUGGUACGGAGAAUCACAGAAGCUGACAGCUGCUGUCUUCUCAUUGGCUGUGAAAAUCCAGCCCUGCAUCAUCUUCAUUGAUGAGAUUGAGUCUUUCCUGAGAAAUCGCUCCAGCCUGGAUCAUGAGGCCACCGCCAUGAUGAAGGCUCAAUUCAUGAGUCUCUGGGACGGCCUGGAUACAUCUUCAAUCACCCAGGUGAUGGUGAUGGGAGCAACAAACAGACCACAGGACAUGGAUCCAGCCAUUCUGCGCAGGAUGCCCGCCACUUUUCAUGUUGGCCUGCCAAACACAAGACAAAGGCAGGACAUCCUGAGGCUCAUUCUAGCUGGAGAAAAUCUGAGCAAUGCCAUUAAUCUGAAGGAGAUUGCUGAGCGGACAGACGGUUACUCUGGCAGCGACCUCCGGGAGCUGUGCCGCGAUGCCGCCAUGUACCGAGUCCGUGACUACGUCCGCAAGGAGCAGAUGAGGCAGAUUGCUCAGCAGCUGAAGGACUGUGAAGAGGAGGAGGAGGAGAGGUUUGUGGAUGAGGACCGGUUGCGGCCGGUCACCCAGCUGGACCUCCUCUUCGGCCUGGACAAGAUGAAGGAAUCAAAGCGAGCCACAGCCUACAUGUUACCCAGUGUGGCCGAGGUUCCCCUGGACUAAACCCCCAAACCCUACACUUAAAUGGAAUGUUUUUUUUCCCUUUGCUCUACAUGUACAACGGUGGGUUCCUCCGCCAAGCAGACGCUCCACCGAUAUGCCAGAGGGGCUGUUGGACAAGUCUGCAAAGGGCCAUAUUUGACCUACGUUUAUUUCUCCAGGCAGAGGUUGUUCUGAGCAUGCUCAUACAGCACAACCCGGCUCACCGUGUACAGGUUCAGUACAUUCAAAAAGAGAAAUCUCCUCAAAGCAUCGUGCACAGAGUACAGUCGAGUCAAUGUCUUACUCAAGGAAGUUAGUUUUGAAGAGGAAAAAGCCCUUUUCAUAAACUUUUGAUCCCUGAAGUUACUCCGUCUAAUACUACCAACUAUUCUAAAACACCACCUUAAGGAUUCCUAUACCAAUCAGUCCCUGUCUUACACAGGAUCCUUAGAGGGGAUUAAGGACAAUGACUCAUGAUUCAUGAGUCACUCAAAGUCUGAACUCCAAUCGAGUCUUAAUGCUUUGGGGUUUAAUUAUAACUAUAUCUGCUGUCACUCUUCUUUUCUCUUUUUGGGCAAACAUAUGUUUGUAAAUCACUUCAUCACAAAUAUCAAGUAAUGCAAUGAGUCAGCUGAUCUGGUAUCUAUAAGGUCACAUUACAUUAUUACACUAUUUAUCAGCCAGUUGAAGGAUGGAAAUAAUUCAGUAUUUGUCCCUAUCCAUACAAACAAUUAUAUGUGUGUGUGUGUUACUGUCACUAUGCAGGAUUUAAGUUGAAUUAUUCAAAAACGUUGUCAUCCUUCAUCUCCCACCUGCUGUUGCUUUAUCCUGAACUUGUUUGGAUUCAAACAAAGUGGGAUUUAUUCUUUCCUUGCUGAGCGCUGAUAUUGUUCUGACAAGAAGUUAGUCGACUUUUUUUUUUUUUGCAGUGUGAGGUUGUAAAUGAAAACCGCAGUAAAGUAAAAUUCAUCAUUUGAUGAGUUACUGCUCCCAAGGAGUUCAUUUCUGAAUAUUUAUUUUGACAUUACAAUAAUGUAUCAUAGUUAAGUGUUUGUUCUUAGCUAUGUUAGUAUAGCUGUAGAUGUUGUAGAAGUAGAGCAGAGUAAAGUCUACCACAGGUUAGAUUUAAAACAUGCCUUUAAUUUAAGAACUUAGCCGAGCCAUUGCUCCGGGUUCAAGCCUGUUCAUCAGAUUUCAGAACACUCAUGCAUGAUCCUUUUAAUUUAAGAUCUACAAAAAAAGCAUGGAUUGGGUCUGAGAGGUUCUUUAGGUCUUUAAUGCAGUCUGUCCCAGAACUGAAAAUUACAAAUUAAAAAAAAAAUGCAGUGUCAUGUUGAGGAGUCACCACUCAAACCCUUUAACAUGAACACACCCUGUAUUUAUAUGAACCAGGGCUGCAAUCACUAAAACACAGCUAUCAUUAAACUACAAUUAAAUGUCUGUAUAAAUAUACUCACCUGUUGUAUCACUGCUCUGUUUUUCCCAGCUGUUAGCAGACGUGUUAAAGGGAUUGUGCUGUGUGCAUGUUUGUCAAUGUUGAAGCAGACAGAUGCUUUAGAUUUAAAGCAAAGACUUUUAAACCACCAAACUCUGUAACGUUCAAACCUUCAUUGUGUUCUCCAGUGGUUUGUAACAUCAUAUUUAUGGUCUUAUCAUCCAUUGUCUUUGCUGGAAUGUUUUUUUAUUUAACUAUCAAGUCAAAAUAUGUGUGUCAAUCAAUGAGUGAAAGCACCUGUCUAUCACUGCAACGCUUUACUUUGUCACUUCCCGUUUUUCAAGGAGAGCACGGCUUUAAAAUCGGAACACUCUCAUGCGGCUGUGAGUGUGAAGUUCUGGUGACAUGAUUUUCUCCCUCUCCCUCUGUAUAAAAAGCCUCAUUAUUCGCCACAUGGUCCCAGCAUGUGUUCUUGGAUCUGUUUGUGUGUCUCACACAGACCUUUUUCCUACGCAGUCUGAGAAUAACAGGACGGUUUUGUCCCACAUGGUGGCGCUGUGACUUCACUGUCCUGUUACUGGGGCAACCGGGGACAUGGACCACUCGCAACUUUUAUAGCAUUAUUGGGAGACGAUGAAAACCUGAGCACACACAGCUAACUGGAUUGUUGCUCUUCAUUAGAGCACCUCAGGUGACAGUGAAAGGUCAAAUGUUGCCAUGUGAACCAAUAAUUGUGUCUCUGUGGCUUUCACGUCUGAGUUUGUUCUGUAGAGAAAGGUGAACACACCCGUCUGAGUAUUUUCCUGCAAUGCAAUAUUAAAAUCAGGUCAUUUAUUAGUCAUGGACACAACGCCACCUCAUGUUGUUACUGUAUAUAAUACUGCAUGUGUCAUUAUCAUGUACUGUAAAGUGUAUUUAUUAAAUUAUACUGAAGAUAAUAUUUAUGUUCAUUCAACCAGCAGAGGUGUCCUCAGUUAUUUCUGCACAGAUUUCCACCUCUUGUGUGUGUCAUGUCCUUGUUUACGUAAAUGUAUAAAAUAAAAAUAAAUACCAAUC
Labrus bergylta (ballan wrasse) is the source of this 3826-nucleotide messenger RNA. It is a transcript of the gene atad1a, whose product is annotated as ATPase family AAA domain containing 1a. The record is from RefSeq and is a predicted model, not a curated record. Lineage: Eukaryota; Metazoa; Chordata; Actinopteri; Labriformes; Labridae. Gene Ontology annotation, molecular function: ATP binding; ATP hydrolysis activity. Gene Ontology annotation, biological process: extraction of mislocalized protein from mitochondrial outer membrane. Gene Ontology annotation, cellular component: mitochondrial outer membrane.